CCCUGAAAGCCACGAUGGGUUUCUAACCAUGCGUUUAGGAUGCGCGUUUAACCAUGACCCGCAGAAGGUGAAUGCGGCGCAACAUGAAAGGUUGGGAGAGAUACAAUAUUCAGUGAUUCUAUGCGUUUUCUUAAUGCAUUUUUUCUGAAGCUCAGAUAGCUCAUGUCUGGCCUCCAGUAGCAGUGGUGCCGGCGUCAAGCAGAAACGGUUGAAUGUUGAGUCGCCCAGUUUCACUCCCUCGACCACGCCGAACAACGGCACAGCUCCGACAACAGCAGUCACGGCGAAGAAGCCGGCUACACUGUCUCCAAAGGCUGCCGGUGCAGCGCCCUUUCUUCCCAAGGGGUCACUCUCACGUAUGUCAAGCUCAACUUAUAUCAAGAAAGAAGUAGACUGACUGUUGACCGCUUUCAGGUGCAAACUCGGGAAUAUCACAGCUACGUCAGGAGACCGGGACUCCGGAAUGGGGUUUGACGGAUGUACCUGACUUUGUGCCACAGCGGUUUGAUACUGUGGUAUGUUGCCUAUUUAAAUUCCAGCUUAUAAUCGGGACGGGGCCGUUUACUAAGGUACUAAUUGCGCAGGACUCGAUGCAGGCCACCAACAACGGUGUUCUGGCCGCUGGGAAUGCAUAUGACCCGUUUGUCUCAACGACGACUCCGCUAGGCACUGCCGGAGCGGUUGUCACACACCCGCUUCAACCGAACCCUUACGCUCACGACCACACCGGUAUCGGUCCCACCUCAUACUUCACCGCCCAAAGUACCUUCCAGCAACCAGUAUGUUGAAAUACACUUCUUCUUACGCAGUAGUUGUAGUACUGAUGCAGAAAUAGGCACAAUAUCAUCUCUAUGCACCGAUUGGACCCCAUAACCAAAACAUUCUUGGAUAUCAGCGGAAUGUACAUGAUUUAUUUAUCCCGAAUGAUUUUAGAGAAGAGCUUCAAAAGAAAGCAGCCGCAACACUACAAACCCUCCCUAGUAUGUAUUAAACUGUUAUAUUUCAUUCAUCAUACAUUUACUGACUGCUGGUUAGACUCCCAACUACCUACUCAAAUCGACCACUUUCACUCACUUGUGCCGCUCGACGUAACGCAUCAGAAGAAUGCUACUAUCUUCGGCUACCCUAGCUGGGUAUAUAAGGCACAGUCAAGUAAAGACGGCAACUACUAUGCACUUCGACGACUAGAGGGCUUCCGGUUAACAAAUGAAAAGGCAAUCAGAUGUGUACAGGCAUGGAAAAGAGUCAUCUCCGCCAGCGUGGUGACGGUGCACGACGCCUUUACCAAUCGCAGCUUCCAGGACAGCUCACUGAUCUUCGUGACGGACUACCAUCCGCUGUCCAAGACACUCGCAGAGCAGCACCUGGAGAGUCCCACGCGGUACCAGAACCGGCACGCGAGUACGCAUGUAACAGAGCCUGUGCUCUGGGGGUACGUGACACAGAUCGCAUCGGCCCUGAAGGCCAUCCACAGCGCCGGGCUGGCCGCACGGGUGAUCGACGCGAGUAAGAUACUGCUGACAGGCAAAAACCGCAUCCGGCUGAACGCCUGUGCCAUCCUGGACGUGGUGCAGCACGACACGCAGCGGUCCAUUGCGGACCUACAAAGCAACGACAUGGUCAGCUUCGGCCAGCUAAUACUUACACUUGGAGCGAGCUCGUUAGCGCACAACCCGACCAAGGCGCUAGAACACUUCUCCCGCGCCUACAGCGCACAACUGUACAACUCGGUCCUGUGGCUGCUAGGCGCCGGCCCAUCCAAGGACCCCCAAGGCCAAGCCCAAGCCGCCAACCAGAGCCAGAAUGCGAACUCGAACUCGAACCAGGGCUCCGACCGGACCAUCGACGUGUUCAUCACCGGCAUCUCGACGCAGCUGAUCUCGACCUUUGACUCAUCCCUGCACGUCGACGACGAGCUAACGCACGAUCUGAGCCGGGAACUCGAAAACGCGCGACUAGUCCGGCUGCUGACCAAGCUCAACUUCAUCACCGAGCGGCCCGAAUACGACCACGACCGGCACUGGUCCGAGAACGGCGAGCGGUACUUCCUGAAGCUGUUUCGAGACUAUGUGUUUCACCAGGUGGACAGCCAGAAUGCACCGGUGGUCGACCUGGGCCAUGUGCUGACGUGUCUGAACAAGCUUGACGCCGGCAGCGAGGAGAAAGUGACGCUGAUCAGCCGGGACGAGCAGAGCUGUUUUGUAGUUAGUUACAAGGAGCUGAAGAAGGGAGUUGAGAUGUCCUUUCAGGCUCUGAUGAAGAGGAGGUAAAGAAAGAGAUAGGCUACCUAGAAAGCUUUUUUUUUCCCUAAAAGUAUUUACAGGUUGGUAGGUAGGUAAGGUAGAGAGAGAAAGAGGAGUGGGUGGAUGGAUGGCAGUUGGGAUAUGGCAAUUGUUUGUUUUUAUAUAUAUCUAACCCGCCCGGAACCGAUCUAGCCUUUGACUCUGCUAGUACUUAUAUCAAGAAUGAAUCAACUACAUAUCAAUAUCAAUGAAUGCAGUAGAUGAAGAGUAGAUUGUUAGAUUAGCUAUCAACGAAGUAGUAGUACUUUUAUUCGUCUUCCUGCUGCACGAAAGGGUUGGCAAUCUCCUCGCUCCCGUCCGCCGGCGAGAGCAGCACCAACAACGUCCCCCUCGCCACGAUCAGCCCCAGCGAGCGAGUCGUUACAUUAUCAUUAUCAUC
This is a messenger RNA of Trichophyton rubrum CBS 118892, 2682 nucleotides long. RefSeq names its product PAB-dependent poly(A)-specific ribonuclease subunit PAN3. Gene Ontology annotation, molecular function: poly(A) binding. The coding region runs from base 852 to 2270 and encodes 472 amino acids. Gene Ontology annotation, biological process: mRNA processing; nuclear-transcribed mRNA poly(A) tail shortening. NCBI's taxonomy places the organism in Eukaryota, Fungi, Ascomycota, Eurotiomycetes, Onygenales, Arthrodermataceae. The transcript has 2 exons. The record is from RefSeq and is a predicted model, not a curated record. Gene Ontology annotation, cellular component: PAN complex; P-body.